This is a messenger RNA of Vittaforma corneae ATCC 50505, 417 nucleotides long. RefSeq lists its product as uncharacterized. The transcript has a single exon. NCBI's taxonomy places the organism in Eukaryota, Fungi, Microsporidia, Nosematidae. Gene Ontology annotation, molecular function: NEDD8 transferase activity. The coding region runs from base 1 to 417 and encodes 138 amino acids. The record is from RefSeq and is a predicted model, not a curated record. Gene Ontology annotation, cellular component: nucleus. Gene Ontology annotation, biological process: protein neddylation.
AUGUCAUUCUUCCACGCACGAAUAUGCAACGAUCUGGAAAAUCUCGCAAUACCACUCGACUACGAGUUAAAUGGAAAUAGACUCGUGUUCAAGCUAGAGAUCCACACCAGAAUUUACAACGGGACAUUCAAAUUUGAACUAGAAUUCCCAAAGGAAUAUCCGUUCAAAAGUCCCAAGCUAAGCUGUAAAACAAAAGUAUUUCAUCCAAAUAUAGAUUCCGAAGGACAUGUGUGUCUGAAGGUUCUAAGGGAGGGGUGGAUGCCCACAUAUGAUUUGAAUAGCAUAAUAAUCAGUCUGCUGUGCAGCUUUGAAUAUUUAAGCGGUGAGGAUGCACUGAACACCGAGGCUGGAGAUCUUUUGGACCAGAAUUUUGAUGAGUUUGUAAGGAAAGCCAAGACUGCCAAUGGGAAUGUUUAG